Messenger RNA from Striga asiatica, 2472 nucleotides. Lineage: Eukaryota; Viridiplantae; Streptophyta; Magnoliopsida; Lamiales; Orobanchaceae. The record is from the annotation of a GenBank genome assembly.
AUGUCCACAAGGAGCAGUAGCUGUGACCCGACCACGUCCUGCGAGCAAUACCGCCGACGAACAAGACGAGAUGACUUCUCGUCGACGACCCUUGCAAGCAGCAGCGGCAAUCGUUCCUUCCUCUCCAUCGCCGAUGAACUUCGAGUGACAAUUCUAUCAAAACUUUCAUCGCGAGUUGCAGCAGGCGGCACACCCGUCGGCUUAUUUUCCGAGCAGCGGCACCCCGUCGUCCUUCGUUUGGUGGCCCGAACAACAGAGGGAGCCCUUUCGGGCCCGUACGAGUAUAACGGAAGACGUUCGAGGUUUUUAUUGAGCAGCAGGAGACCUCGAAGCGGCGGUAAAUCGGCUUGCUUUUCGGCGAACAGCCUCGGUUCGUAUGACUUGUGGACCGGCCUUGGGAUCUCCGGGUCUCGCGCGGGGUCUGCGCUGUCCGCGUGCGGGUCGCGUUCGGGCGCUGGCGUGCGUGCUCGCGUGGUCGACUGGUCGCCGGGCGUGCUCGCGCAGUCUGGCGCGUCGCGCUGGGCGUGCGUCUGCGGGAAUGGGCGAUCGAGGUCCCGCGGUCGUCACGAGCGCUCGAGGUUGCGCGGUCUCUCGGGCACGCGGGUCGCGCGGUCUCUCUCGGGCACGCGGGUCGCGCGGUCGGCACGGGCGCUCGAGGUUGCGCGGUCUCUCUCGGGCACGCGGGUCGCGCGGUCGGCACGGGCGCUCGAGGUUGCGCGGUCUCUCUCGGGCACGCGGGUCGCGCGGUCGGCACGGGCGCUCGGGGUCGCGCGUGAAUUAUCUAAAGUUCAUAAUGCCUUUGGCGCAACUGUUGGUAUGCCUUGUGGACCGGCCUUGGGAUCUCCGGGUCUCGCGCGAGGUCUGCGCUGUCCGCGUGCGGGUUGCAUUCGGGCGCUGGCGUGCGUGCUCGCGUGGUCGGACUGGUCACCGGGCGUGCUCGCGCAGUAUGACUUGUGGACCGGCCUUGGGAUCUCCGGGUCUCGCGCGGGGUCUGCGCUGUCCGCGUGCGGGUCGCGUUCGGGCGCUGGCGUGCGUGCUCGCGUGGUCGACUGGUCGCCGGGCGUGCUCGCGCAGUCUGGCGCGUCGCGCUGGGCGUGCGUCUGCGGGAAUGGGCGAUCGAGGUCCCGCGGUCGUCACGAGCGCUCGAGGUUGCGCGGUCUCUCGGGCACGCGGGUCGCGCGGUCUCUCUCGGGCACGCGGGUCGCGCGGUCGGCACGGGCGCUCGAGGUUGCGCGGUCUCUCUCGGGCACGCGGGUCGCGCGGUCGGCACGGGCGCUCGAGGUUGCGCGGUCUCUCUCGGGCACGCGGGUCGCGCGGUCGGCACGGGCGCUCGGGGUCGCGCGUUCACAAUGCCUUAGUGAAUUAUCUAAAGUUCAUAAUGCCUUUGGCGCAACUGUUGGUAUGACUUGUGGACCGGCCUCCUUGGGAUCUCCGGGUCUCGCGCGGGGUCUGCGCUGUCCGCGUGCGGGUCGCGUUCGGGCGCUGGCGUGCGUGCUCGCGUGGUCGACUGGUCGCCGGGCGUGCUCGCGCAGUCUGGCGCGUCGCGCUGGGCGUGCGUCUGCGGGAAUGGGCGAUCGAGGUCCCGCGGUCGUCACGAGCGCUCGAGGUUGCGCGGUCUCUCGGGCACGCGGGUCGCGCGGUCUCUCUCGGGCACGCGGGUCGCGCGGUCGGCACGGGCGCUCGAGGUUGCGCGGUCUCUCUCGGGCACGCGGGUCGCGCGGUCGGCACGGGCGCUCGAGGUUGCGCGGUCUCUCUCGGGCACGCGGGUCGCGCGGUCGGCACGGGCGCUCGGGGUCGCGCGCGCAACUGUUGGUAUGCCUUGUGGACCGGCCUUGGGAUCUCCGGGUCUCGCGCGAGGUCUGCGUUGUCCGCGUGCGGGUUGCAUUCGGGCGCUGGCGUGCGUGCUCGCGUGGUCGGACUGGUCACCGGGCGUGCUCGCGCAGUCUGGCGCAUCAUCAUAAUGCCUUUGGCGCAACUGUUGGUAUGACUUGUGGACCGGCCUUGGGAUCUCCGGGUCUCGCGCGGGGUCUGCGCUGUCCGCGUGCGGGUCGCGUUCGGGCGCUGGCGUGCGUGCUCGCGUGGUCGACUGGUCGCCGGGCGUGCUCGCGCAGUCUGGCGCGUCGCGCUGGGCGUGCGUCUGCGGGAAUGGGCGAUCGAGGUCCCGCGGUCGUCACGAGCGCUCGAGGUUGCGCGGUCUCUCGGGCACGCGGGUCGCGCGGUCUCUCUCGGGCACGCGGGUCGCGCGGUCGGCACGGGCGCUCGAGGUUGCGCGGUCUCUCUCGGGCACGCGGGUCGCGCGGUCGGCACGGGCGCUCGAGGUUGCGCGGUCUCUCUCGGGCACGCGGGUCGCGCGGUCGGCACGGGCGCUCGGGGUCGCGCGCAACUGGGCUGAUAGGCUUUGAAGUGUUGCCUGCUAGUGUGUCUGAAUCAUCUUCAAGAUCAUGCUCAUACUCAGGAACAUCUCGUUCAUAA